CGCGGGCGAGCGAGCGACACCGGUGUACGUCUAGAAUACACAUGUGCAAAAAUAUGCUGGUUUUGACAGAGCAGAGGCUGGCAUCUGCGCACCACUUCACCACGGAGGGACUCAAAUAAUUAUUCUUCAGAAGAUAAUUCUCUAGUUUCGUAGAAGAUUUUCAAGAGUGAGCCUUUCUACAGACUGAGAAUGACCUAGAAGCCACCACUGCUGAGCCCAGCAGAGCAGGAUAUCAUUCUUGUGUGUGUAAGCAACAAGGUGUGUGACAGCAAACAGGGCUCCAGCUGCACCCGGGUCAAUCUGUCAAACAUGGAGGGCCACGUCACACUGCUGCCCCCCCUGCUGCUGCUCCUCUGUAGCCUGUCAGGGGUGUGGGGGUUCCCCUUCGGCCCCGUCCUUGACAUGGACGUCACCCCCAGGACCACAGUGUUCUCCCAAGGCCUGUUAGGUUGCCAGCGUUUCAGCAGCCCGUCUCAAAACUACAGCACACUACUACUGGAGGAGGACAAUGGGGUGCUAUACGUGGGGGCCAGGGGGGCUCUCUAUGCCCUGGACACCACCAACAUCUCCACUCCUGGCAACCUCACGAUUGACUGGGAAGCUUCGGCCGAGCAGAUGAAGCAGUGUCUCAACAAAGGAAAAGACAAUCAGACAGAGUGUUACAAUCACAUCCGCGUCCUACAGAGGUACAAUGAGACUCACCUGUACGUCUGUGGCACGCACGCCUUCAGGCCCCUCUGUGCUUACAUAGAUGUGGAGCGCUUCAGUUUCUCCUCUGGCUUCGAGGAGGGCAGGGACAGGUGUCCCUACGACCCAGCCAAGGGCUACACCAGCCUUCUUGUGGACGGUGAGAUGUUCUCAGCGACCCAGUAUGAGUUCCGCAGCUCUCCGGACGUUCGUCGGAACUUCCCCUUCCCCACUCUGAGGACAGAGGAGGCCCCGACCAGGUGGCUGCUGGAGGCGGACUUUGUGGGCUCAGCGCUGCUGAAGGAGAGUGUCAACAGCUCGCUCGGCGACGACGACAAGAUCUACUUCUUCUUCACGGAGAGGAGCCAGGAGCAGAUGGCCUACCCCAGCCAGACCAGGGUGGCACGGGUUGCCCGCGUCUGCAAGGGUGACUGGGGUGGCCAGAGGACCUUGCAGAGGAAGUGGACAUCCUUCCUGAAGGCUAGACUGGUGUGCUCCGUUCCUGACUACGAGCUCCACCUGAAUGUGCUGCGUAGCGUCUUCGUACUGCAGGGCCCAGACGUACACAGCACCGUCUUCUACGGGAUCUUUGGCCUGGAAUGGAAAAAUGUCAAGGUGUCUGCGGUGUGCCAGUACUCCUUCACAGAUAUUCAGAGGGCCUUCGAGGGGCCUUACAUGGAGGUGCAGGAUUCCAAAUGGAGGGAAUAUAGAGGGAAGGUUCCGGUACCAAGACCUGGCUCGUGUAUCACAAACAUACACCGGUCCCAGGGCAUCAACUCGUCCCGUGACCUCCCAGACAACGUGUUGACCUUUGCGAGGCGCCACCCCCUGAUGUCUACACAGGUCCACCCCAUAGGAGGGCGCCCCCUACUAUUCAAGAGAAGUGUCAAUUACGUCAAGAUGGCCGUGCACCGUGUGGCAGCUCUGGACAGACACGUCUACACCGUGCUCUUCUUGGGAACUGACGAGGGCUGGCUGCACAGGGCUGUGGAGGUCGGAGGUCAAAUGCACAUCAUAGAGGAGCUGCAGCUUUUUGAGAACCCUCAGCCUGUAGACAGCAUGGUCAUCUCCCAGACACAGGGAAGUAUCUAUGUGGGCUCCAACUCUGCAGUGCUGCAGGUCCCCUUGUCCUCCUGCCAGCGCUACACGUCCUGUUUCGACUGUGUGUUUGCCCGGGACCCCUACUGUGGCUGGGACGGGGCGCUGUGUGUGGAAAUAUCCUCACGCACAAACAGCUCCAAUCUAACCCAGGAUAUACAGAAAGGCAACAGAGGCUGUGACAACAGCACAGGAGCUGUAGUCCACCGCAGGCGUACAGUGAUGGCUGGGGACGACAUCCUCCUCCAGUGCGAGCUGCGCUCCAACCUGGCCACGCCCCACUGGACCCUGGAUGGUCACGAGCUCCAGGGCUAUGACCUCGACUCGGGCCACCGCGUGGGCACCGAUGGCCUGCUCCUCAUAGGCGCCCGGGCCGACCAGAGUGGAGACUACCACUGCUACGCCGUGGAGAACGACGUGUGGGUGCCAGUGAGGCUGUACACGGUGAAGGUGCACCCUGACCUGCCCUUCCCUGUGGGGCCAACAGUCACAACGAACACUUUAUCAACCACCACCACUACCGCCCCACCAAGCACUUUUCUUACCCCCAGCACCCCCACCGAGCAGCCCCUGCCCUCCCCACCUGCUCCCCUCCCCUUUGGACCAGAGUUCCAGACCUACAGGCACAUGGAGGCCAUGUAUAUCUCCCUGGUGGCUGUGCUGGGCGGGCUGUGCCUGGUGCUGACCAUAGUGUUGCUCUACGUCAGCUUCUGCAAACGAGGGCCCUACCAGGGCCGCAAGUACUCCCAGGUGGGGCUGCCCGAGUCAGGGGCCGCAGCCGAGAGGAAGAAGAGCUCCCAUUCUCAUCUGGAGCUCAAGACCAUGUCCAUCCACUGCAACGGCAGGCAGGACAGCAAGCGCGGACGCCGCUCCCUGUCGGCUUCUAACGUGGACGACGUGGGCGACGGCUUCCUUCAGAUUGUGCCUGGGGGAGGGUCUCCGGGAAAGUCGCCGCCCCCUCCCGCCCCGCCUCUCCCAAUGCCGCCGCCCCUGCCUUCCUCGGCGUACGCAUCGUCAGAGUACGCCAACGGGAUGUCGGCCACGUUACCCAGUGUCCUUCGCAAGAUGAACGGCAACAGUUACGUGCUGCUGAGGCAGACGGCGGACCCCGAGGGGAGCACGUCUCCCCUCUACCACUCGUUCACCGAAGAGCUCAACCGCAUCCUAGAGAAGAGGAAGCACACGCAAAUGGACCCCCAGCUGCCAGACGAGAGCUCUGUCUAGCCCCCCCCCCCCCCCUCACUUUCCCAUUGAUCUGUUUUAUUGGUUUAACCCAACUACCCCAGAGUGCCCCCAAGAGGCAGGGAGGUCGAACUUUUGUAUUAUACUGCUGCUCUUUACCCAGUGUCAAAGCAACUUGUGGGAGUAUCCAUCCCUAAAACUCAAUGUGCAGCUUCCUGUGACUCGAGACAAGUGGCCCACGUUCCCUCCUGAACACUGGAGUAAAGAAGACUCGCUGACUUUGACCAAACUGGAGCAGUCAUUGAUGUAGUCAUGGUAACCAUUUUGGACACACAUUCUACUAUUACAUGGACCCUUUGAUUGACUUUCAAGGACCUAAGGUCACAUACAUGACACAUACACAAGUUAGUUACAAUCCUACCUCAGAUCCUUACCCUAUUGGGGAAGUAGGGUCAGUGAUGGUCUGGUCAGCAGGCACACUGACAGCGAGUGCUGUGGUGUAUCGUCGGACACGGGACGAUGAGAGCCCAGGUCAUAUGACCAACGACCAUGGAGUGAGAUGGUGAUGCACGUAAGACUGUGAGGAACUACCAAAUCCGGUAUGAACAUUAUAGACCAUCGUCUAAACUAUUGAGUUCGGAGAACAAUGGGUACGGUAGUUCAGUGCCAUACACGUCUAAGAUGGCUCUUAUUGACCCAGGCCUACAGAACUUCAUAUGAGAGCAAAUAUGGUUGGACAAAUAAUACAUUGCAGUCAUAACUUAAUACCACACACUUAUCUUCAUUUUCUUUUGUGCUUUAUGUAAAUAGCAAUAGUAUCGCUGUGGCAGCCAUCAGUAGCAACAAUGCCAGUUGAAAUGGUUGCGCCGAAACCAAAUUGAAAUGGAACUUUUUAGCAUCUUUGUGUUGUUAGCGUCGGAUUGUGUCAAAGGGGGAAAACAGCAGAAUGGAUAGACGGCAGGUUUUAUCUCAACUUGGCGGGGAUGAAGACUAUCAUUAAAGAAUGAAGACAAUCGUUAAGGACUGAUCUCUGGUCAGAUUGAUCAGAGAAACUGAGUGAUGAUAAUGAUGAUGAUGAUGAUGGAUCUGAUUGCCAGAGAUGUGUGAGCCCAACAGGAGACCAGAAGGCAAAGAUAUGCAAGAAGCCAGAUCACAUUGAUCUCAGAAGAGAUGGAGAAGAUGGAUAGAAGGAGUGUGUGAGGAACCCUGAUGAUCUGAGCCAAUGACUGCUCAAAAUACACAGAAGGACAAUCAGCACGUGAAAUCUCCAAUGGCAGGGGACUUGGAUAUGGUUAUUGUAGUGUACUUACUACUUACUGUCAAUUGGAAAAUAGGCUGGCUACUACAGUCAAAUACGCACCUCCAGUAUAUACUGUAUGCCCCCAUAAACAUUGUGGAACACUUAUUUCAACAAACAUACUCGCUCACGUCAUACUGUACAGACAUGACAACAUUCAAAUGGAGGUUUAGACAAAGGCCCAGUGCAGCCGUUUUUAUCUCAAUAUCAAAUCAUUUCUAGGUAACAAUGAAGUACCUUACUGUGACAAAAAUAGCUUCUUAGCAAAGGGCAAUUUCUCAAGCAAGAAUGUUGCUGUGACUGUCUGGGAGU
Messenger RNA from Oncorhynchus mykiss (rainbow trout), 4576 nucleotides. RefSeq names its product sema domain, immunoglobulin domain (Ig), transmembrane domain (TM) and short cytoplasmic domain, (semaphorin) 4Gb (gene sema4gb). Gene Ontology annotation, molecular function: semaphorin receptor binding; chemorepellent activity. Gene Ontology annotation, cellular component: plasma membrane. NCBI's taxonomy places the organism in Eukaryota, Metazoa, Chordata, Actinopteri, Salmoniformes, Salmonidae. The record is from RefSeq and is a predicted model, not a curated record. Gene Ontology annotation, biological process: negative chemotaxis; neural crest cell migration; positive regulation of cell migration.